Rana temporaria (common frog) is the source of this 1785-nucleotide messenger RNA. RefSeq names its product syntaxin 3 (gene STX3). Gene Ontology annotation, cellular component: endomembrane system; presynaptic active zone membrane; postsynapse. Gene Ontology annotation, molecular function: SNAP receptor activity; SNARE binding. Gene Ontology annotation, biological process: intracellular protein transport; synaptic vesicle fusion to presynaptic active zone membrane; exocytic insertion of neurotransmitter receptor to postsynaptic membrane. Bases 173 to 1042 code for a protein of 289 amino acids. The record is from RefSeq and is a predicted model, not a curated record. The transcript is spliced from 11 exons. Lineage: Eukaryota; Metazoa; Chordata; Amphibia; Anura; Ranidae.
UGUGCAGUAAACCCGGAUCAGGGUGUCGGGGAGGAUCGCUGUGAUAGUCGGAGAUCUCUGGGGAUAGAAGAUCGGAGAGGAUGAGGAUGGUGGAGAGGACACAGAGCCCCGGCCGCCGGUACUGAGGAGGACAGACACACACACAGACACCCCGAUCUACACUCCGAUCACCAUGAAGGACAGAUUGGAGCAGCUGAAGGCGACCCAAGAUACAGAUGACCCAGAAGAUGUUGACAUUUCCAUUGAUAAUGCAGCCUUUAUGGAUGACUUCUUUGCUGGGAUUGAGGAGAUACGACAGAACAUUGACAAGAUCUCAGAAAGUGUAGUUGAGACCAAGAAACUGCACAGCAUCAUCCUAUCGGCGCCUCUUCCUGAGCAGAAAACAAAGGAUGACCUGGAAAACCUAACCCUGGAGAUCAAGAAAGCGGCAAAUAACGUCCGGACGCGUUUAAAGGCAAUGGAGCAUAGUAUAGAACAAGAGGAAGGACAGUCUUCAGCAGACCUUCGAAUACGGAAGUCCCAGCACUCUGUCCUAUCACGGAAGUUUGUGGACGUCAUGACCAAGUACAAUGAGGCUCAGGUGGACUUCAGAGAGCGAAGUAAAGGGCGGAUCCAGAGGCAGCUGGAGAUCACUGGCAAAAACACGACAGAUGACGAAUUGGAGGAGAUGCUGGAAAGCGGAAAUCCCAACAUCUUCACUUCCGGGAUCAUUAACGAUUCGCAGAUUUCACGCCAAGCCUUGAGUGAAAUUGAAUCUCGUCAUCGGGACAUCGUACGGCUAGAGAGCAGCCUGAAGGAGCUCCAUGACAUGUUCAUGGAUAUCGCCAUGCUGGUUGAGAACCAGGGGGAGGUGACUGAUAACAUAGAGAUCAAUGUCAUGAAAUCAGUGGAACACGUAGAGAAAGCUCGAGAAGAGACAACCAAAGCAGUAAAAUACCAGAGCAAAGCACGCAAGAAAAUGAUCAUAAUUAUUGUGGUGGUAAUUAUCCUGCUAGCAAUUGUGGCGCUGAUCAUCGGCUUAUCCGUGGGACUGAAAAAGUGAGACUGGCACCCGGCUGUGCUGGGAAUACGCACGUCAUAACACUCCAUCCAUGAUGCCUUAUCCAGAUCCCAUCUACCUCCUCCAGCCCUCUCCUGUACUGUUGCCCAACUUUUCCUGUAAAAGAACUGGAACUCUGGUCCUGCAUUCUCUUCCUGACUGUGUGCACUACCUACCUACUCCUCAACACAAUUCUGUUACAAUGUUAAAGGCACAAGAAGGGACGAGACUAAUGUGUGCUAUUUUUUUUUUUUUUUUUUAAAGAUUUUUAAAUGUAUAUAAUAUGAAGAAGACGACUUAUAUUUGUAGAAUAAUCUCGAGUACGAGAAUCUAAACCUCCACCAAAACAGAACCUGGACUCCAACUCAUCCCCGUUCCUUACCAGACCUGUCCAGCCACAUGCUUAGGUGGGACUCUUUCUUCUGAGCGGCUCUUUAAAAAAUUAUAUAUAUAUUGUGCCAAAUAAGGACAAAUGGGAGGUAUAAAUAACUUUUUAAGGUUUAAUAAGCAGGCAACAUGGAUGUUAUUGUAAAAAGGGUGGUAACAAAUAGUAGUCAACAAAAUGCCAAAGGUUUUACUAAAUGGGAAGACAACUGCUUAUGUCAUGGGCAACUGGCCUUCCUUUACUGUUGGUGUUGAUCAUAUUGUGCCUUUCUUUUGGUCAGUUUUCCGGCGCAGGUUAAAAAAAAAAUGAAUCUGGUUGCUAUGAGCAAUUUGGGCAGCUCUUAUUUUGUACACCCAAUUGA